Messenger RNA from Cladophialophora carrionii CBS 160.54, 147 nucleotides. RefSeq lists its product as uncharacterized. Lineage: Eukaryota; Fungi; Ascomycota; Eurotiomycetes; Chaetothyriales; Herpotrichiellaceae. Bases 1 to 147 code for a protein of 48 amino acids. The record is from RefSeq and is a predicted model, not a curated record. The transcript has a single exon.
AUGAAAGCCCUAAUUCAAGUGUCGUGGAUGGCACCUCUACGACGGGCGGGCAUACGACUUCAUCACAUUCGGAUGAUGCAAGUCGACUUCUCAUGCAAGUUCGUGGAGUGUCUCGAAAAUCACAAAUCCGCCUUUCACCAGACGUGA